Polypterus senegalus (gray bichir) is the source of this 1942-nucleotide messenger RNA. RefSeq names its product tripartite motif-containing protein 16-like. Gene Ontology annotation, molecular function: protein binding; zinc ion binding. The transcript is spliced from 6 exons. The record is from RefSeq and is a predicted model, not a curated record. Bases 193 to 1857 code for a protein of 554 amino acids. NCBI's taxonomy places the organism in Eukaryota, Metazoa, Chordata, Cladistia, Polypteriformes, Polypteridae.
AUUAAACAAUAAGUUAAAGUAUCUUAAUCUUAAGUGGAGAAUGACCUCGUUGCAUGUUGCGGAAAGAGGUGUAUUUGAAAUCUUUUCAGUACUGAAGUUCAAACUCCACCUCAAAAUCCAGGAACUGAAAAACGAUACAUUUCAAUUUCGUUACCGAAUAGGUUCCCGUGACAUUGUACAUCUCCAUUCACAAUGGCACAAGAUAAACAUUCGGGGUUUUCAGAGAAGUUCAUCUGCUCAGUUUGCUUGGAAAUGCUGAAUGACCCGGUCACUAUACCGUGUGGACACAACUACUGCAUGUGCUGCAUUAAGAAAUACUGGGAUCGGGAAGAAGCAGCGGGGAUUUACAGCUGCCCUCUGUGUAGAGAGGAAAUCGAGCCAAGGCCCGAGCUUACAAGAAAUACUUUGCUAGCUGACGUCACAGAACUCUUACGAGAUAUGGCAGUCGGUUCUUCUCUGCCUCGGACACAUGCUGGGCCCGUCGACGUGACUUGUGAUUUCUGUACAGGGGAAAUCCGAGAAGCAGCUGCGAAGACUUGCGUCACCUGCAUGGCCAGCUAUUGCGUGACGCAUCUCCAGCCACACAGGGAGUCUGAGGCUUUCAAGACACACCGACUGGAGGAGCCGACGGGAAACCUCAAACAGAAGCUCUGCUCAAAGCAUCACAAACUUCUGGAAAUGUUCUGCAGAACUGAUCAGACCUGCGUCUGUUUAAUGUGUGCAGUAAUUGAGCACAGGGACCAUGACUUGGUGACGCCUGAUGUGGAGACAGCUGAGAAACAGGGUCAGAUGGACAUGAAGCGAAAAGAAAUGAAGAGGAUAAUCUGGAAAAAAGAGGAGCAAGUGGCCUUGAUCAAAGCAGGCAUAGUGGAACUGAGGAACACUGCACAGAGGGAAAUACAGGAAUGUGAGAAGACCUUCAUUUCUGUCCUCCAAUCUAUUGAAAGGCUGAGGGUAGAAGUGACCAUGCUGAUAAGAGAUCAUGAGGAAAGAGAAGUGAAAAAGGCUAAAGAACACAAAGAACAUCUGGAAAAACAGAUUGAGGAGCUGAAGAUGAGAGACGAUGUGAUGCUAGAACUCUUGAAAAUGGAUGACCACAUCUGCUUCCUUCAGAAGUUCCCAUCUGUCAGAGAUAUUCCGAGAUAUGGAGACACACCAAGCAUCCCUGAGAGCAGAUGUUUGUUUCCUGUGACUCUCAAAAUGGACCUGUGUAAUCUGAAGAAGCAUUUAAACACAAUCAGCUGCUUGGAGUUUGUGGAAAACAAACAGACUGGGCUCGAAGAACCAAGUUACAUCUUGCAGAACCUGAUGGAAAUAAAUUUUCUUUUAAAAUACGCCUGGCCUCUUACAUUGGACCCCAAUACCAUAAAUGGAAGCCUCCGCAUCUCUGAAGAGAACACGAUGGUGAAAUUUAACACUGUUAAAGCCCACUACCCAAUCCAUCCUGACCGAUUUGAGCGAUGGCCCCAAGUCCUGUGCCGAGAGGCUCUGUUUGGCCGUCGCUACUACUGGGAGGUGAAGUGGAGCGGAGAACACGCUGAUAUUGGAGUUGCAUACAAUGACAUUUGUAGGAAAGGUGGGGAUUCAAAGUGUCUCCUUGGAGGCAAUGACAAGUCCUGGAGUUUAGUCUGCUCUGACUCCCGUUAUUCUGUGCGGCACAACGGUGUGGAUACUCUAAUAUCUGCACCCAGCAGCCAAACAAUAGGAGUCUAUCUGGACUGGCAUGACGGUACAUUGUCUUUUUAUAGCAUUUCAGAUACAUUGACUCUUCUGUUUAGAUUUCAUACCACUUUUACUCAGCCACUCUAUCCAGGAUUUAGAGUGACUGGUAGUGUGAAAAUCUGCCAGCUAAACUAGCUAGAAUGUUAGAUGGUGUCGUGUACUAAGGGAAUUGUGUCUCUCAUAUAAGGGGGCUACUUUGAAGCGAAUGUGGAUCUGGCAU